This is a messenger RNA of Neoarius graeffei (lesser salmon catfish), 3622 nucleotides long. RefSeq names its product GRAM domain-containing protein 2B. The record is from RefSeq and is a predicted model, not a curated record. The transcript has 12 exons. Lineage: Eukaryota; Metazoa; Chordata; Actinopteri; Siluriformes; Ariidae. Bases 165 to 1250 code for a protein of 361 amino acids.
GGAGCUGGUUUACAUUUAAGCUCUGUUUUGCUGUGAUAGUGUGGGGUUUUUUUCUUUUCUUAAGAGACAUGAUUUUUUUUUUUAAUAUAUAUAAUUAAUUAUACCAAAAUGAGUCUGCUUUACAAAGGAAUGGCUUGAAACCUAUUCAUUUGGUUGGCACUUGAAUGGAUUACGGUGCUAUGCCUAGAUCUCUGAGUUUGAGAUUAUCCAGAAGACUACAUGAGUACAGCUACCAGGUGGAGAGCGGGACUCUCCCCACAAGAGUCAAGAAGGAAAAGAUGGUGAAAAAGAAGCUGGAGCAAAAGAAAGCCUUCAGUCUGGAGGAAGCUCAGCUUGUGAUGGAGCAGCAGAACAAGUGCCAGAGCAGACCAGCCCUGCCAAGGUCUCAGACCAUUGGAGGACCUUUGGAAAGGAAUGACAGCUUGAACUCAAGAAGUAGCUUCAUGAAGCACAACAAAACCUUCCACAAACUCUUCCCAGAUAUCCCUGAGAGUGAAGACUUGUUGCACGCCUACAUCUGUGCUCUGCAGAGAGAGGUUCCAUACCAUGGCCGUCUGUAUAUCACAGAGAACAAUGUGUGCUUUCACUCCUCUGUGCUUCUCAAGGCCACCAAGGUGGUGAUCCCCGUGUCUAAUAUCACUGUCCUGAAGAAGCAGAACACAGCACUGCUGGUGCCAAACGCUCUGUCCAUCCGCAGCAACCUGGGAGAGAAGUAUUUAUUUGUGUCUCUGCGGAACCGUGACGGCUGCUACAGGCUGCUGCGUGCAGUUUGCUCAUAUCCGGAUGACUGUAGCGCCAACAGCAGCCCGCUUUUCUCAUCUACCGAGAACAGCUUUGAUCAGAGCAAACUGGUGAAUUCGAGCCAGUCGAGUCUGACUGAUGCCUACGAGGAGCUCGAUGGAACAGACUCUGGACUUUUACUGCAACCUCCUGCUUCUAAACUUAAAGACUCCGUCUCAAAUGGAAGUCAUCCGACUUUAAGAAGUCCACAUAGAGAACGUCAGAGUCUGACAGAGGAGUACACAGGGGCCUCAUGGAUGUGGAACGUGACUGACGGAGCCAGAUCACUGCUCAUCCAGAGAGAAGCCACCAACCUCAACACUCUGCUGCUCAUCUACUUAAUACUGGUGGUGCUGCUCGUGGUGUCCUCUGGGUAUAUUGGCCUGCGCAUCGUGGCUCUGGAGGAGCAGCUGACCUCUCUGGGAGCCUUGCCUGAAUUCACUCUACACAGCGGGUACAAGGACACGUAAACGUGAAGGAGAAAGGAGAGACUUGUUUAUCUUAUGACCCUGAGGAGGAAUGACAGUGUCGGUCCAUAUUUCAGCAUUUCUCAGACCCCAGUAGAGCCGAAGUGCUGUGAGCAUUAUUCAUUCUACAAGAAGAAAACCAAAGCACUCUGUGAUGCCGCAUCAUACCAGGAGUCUUGUGGCCCUUUUUCCUCUCCACAAACCAAAGACUCCGCUCUGAGCAGGAGGGGGCAGAGCUGUAAUGACAAAGCAGAAAUGAAGCAAUUUCCAAACAAAGGCUGUCUGUCUGCUAGUGUAGCCCAGUUACUUUGUUUCGGUCUUUUCCUCCUUUCCACCUUUAAUCUCAUCUUGGUUGAUGCUUGAAUUAUUCAUCCUUUUUGAUCACAUUUCUCUCGUGAAGAUGAUUUCUCUCACUCUCUCAAAUCACCAGGUGGCAGUAUUACACCUUGCUUUGGCAUGAUUCAGACAUUCAUGAAUGAUCGUUGCUUGGUGGAUGAUCUUUCCCUCCUCUUUUUUUUUUUUUUGUAAUUUAUGGAUGUAUGCAUCUUCUAUGCACAAAAUAAUCUCCCGAUCAGGUAUUUUUAGCCUCUUUUUGUACUGUGGUCGACAAAGUACUCGGUGCCUGUUUUUAAUCAGAUAAACUGUUAAAAAGCUCCAGAGGCAUUGUGCAGCCCAGACGGGAUGUUUUUCAGAUUCACCGCACAAAAAGACUGGCGUGUCUGAAAGGAGCAAAACCGCCAAAAAAAAGAAACUGAAACAUACUUGAGUCUCAUUUCAAGAACUGACAAACCUUUGACAUGGUCCAAUAUAUGCAUUUUGUGUGUGUGUGUGUGUGUGUGUACACAUACGAUUGUAAAAUAAGAGGCUUAAAGUGAAUUGGUGCACUUUAAUGUGUAUUUGUGGAUUGUACGAUAAGGAAGUUUGCUGUUAUCUGGAGUAUAAUAUGGGCAUUAUGCUUCAUUUUACCUACACAUUUGUGCUUUACCGCAUACCAGGGUGUCCACAUGUAUGACCACAGUGUCCAGACAACUUGCACAUAAGAUACUCAAAUUGCGUAUAAGAGGAAAAAUACAAAACCCCCAUCUACUGUACAAGUCUCGCUGUUGAAGUGUGUUUAAAGCUGUAAUGUGUUCUCUAAAUUCAGACAAAUGUUUUAAACAGCAAAUAAUCCAUUUCUGAAUUUUCAUUUGCCCAAAUCCUAGCCCAAGGGCAACAGGCUACCACUAACCUUGAUUUUACACACCCUUCUGGUGCGAGUGACCUUGGUACUCUCAAGCAUCAAAUAUUUUCAAAACGGUUUCACAUGAGAAAACGAAGCGACUCAUGUCUGAUUAUAGCCUAAAGUCUUGGAACUGUGUGAAUUUAAAAUGCAAGACAGGCCUUGGAUUUGUCCUGUCUGUAAUCUCUGACUAAUUGAGGAUGUGUGGACACUCUGGUGUGCGUUUUGUUUCAGUCGGGUUAAAAAAUUAACCACCAGGGGGCAGACUUCAACCCAAACGUCUCUGGUCCACAGGUUUCUAUUUUACAGUUGAUCUGUAAAAUGUUAGCAAUUUCACACCAACCAGGAUAACUUGUGUACAUCAUCCAGAUGUUAGUGUCACCUUUAGACUCCUGUCACAUCUUACUACACUCAGUUUUGCAUCCUGUGGAAGUGCACAAGCACAGGACAGCCAUCCUGCACAUACACACACAUGGUGCGUGUAUUUUAAAAUGGAGUACAGCACCAGGUGCUGAAGAGUCUUUAACUCGGGGCUUCUUGCACUCGGUGCCCUGUUCCUUUCAGUCUCCUACAGUGUUGUACGUCUGUGCUUGUUCAGCUCAUAAAGAAUUGGUUAAGUUAUGGCGUGUUAGAGAAAGCACAUGUCGAAAUCAGCUCUGGGAUUUAUUUUCCAACUCUUCUGCUGCUCCUUAGAACUAUGCUAAUUCUAGUUGUAGUGUUACCAGCAUGGUAGUACACGUACGUUGUAGUGACAUGUAUAGAUAAAAAAGGAUCUAUAUACCCCAACAAAGGUGCAUGUUGAUCAUCCCCCUGGGGUAUUUCAGUCUCCAAUCAGUUCAAUGUAAUUUAAUGAUUUGAUGGAUCCUUUUUAUUUUCAUCAAGUAAAGAGGAAAAGUGUUGCAUCGAGACUAAUUAUGAGACUAAGUGUUUGGCUCACUCUGAGCUCUUGUAAUUUCCUUUCAAUAACAACAAUGCAAGAAUUCAAUGAGUGUAUCAUUUUCUGUUUGCACUAUUGAAUGGUGUGUAAAUAUUAUUUUGUAUUGAUUUUGUCCUUGAAUGAAUUCCCACUGAUGUAUUUAUUGCUUUCUCUGUAAGGCAAAGUGAUCUCUGUGAGACCAGCUUUGAGAUUUGAAUAAAAUAAAUGAUGGGGAGAAAA